Molecule: messenger RNA, 1911 nt
Organism: Microstroma glucosiphilum
Lineage: Eukaryota; Fungi; Basidiomycota; Exobasidiomycetes; Microstromatales; Microstromataceae
Product: NAD(P)-binding protein
Exons: 5
Coding region: 66-1781 (571 amino acids)
Cellular component (GO): mitochondrial outer membrane; endoplasmic reticulum membrane; lipid droplet
Molecular function (GO): 3-beta-hydroxysteroid 3-dehydrogenase (NADP+) activity
Source: RefSeq, a predicted model, not a curated record
CUACCCUUGACCUCAUCCCAAAGAGUAGCAACCUGCAUCCUCAAGGAGUCACACCCGGCACAAACAUGGCGGCUCUUUCGGCUUCGGCAGCAGCAGCAGAUGGAAAGCCGCUGCGGCCCAUCAUUCUUGUCACCGGUGCAAACUCUGGUGUAGGCUUUGCAACCUGCCAACGUCUGCUCCUCCAGCUUUCCUCUCCGCUCCCAUCAGAUACCCUCCCUGUCCACCCAGCCAAGAGAACAAUCGACGAUGCCCUCCUUCCCACCCCCUUCCAAGCCUCGGCCGGAUGCACACUCCUCCUCGCCUGUCGUAAUCCGCACCGAGCUCAAGAUGCUCGCGAUGCGCUCCUCGCCAUCCUAGACAGGUUGAGCAGGCUGCCUGAUGAGAAAGGUACACCUACCUCUGUUAUGGAGCUGGAGAAGUGGGGCGUCAGUCAGCCUGGUGCGCUGGGCACAUUGAGGGGUAAGGAGACGGAGGAGGUCAUGGACGCCCAGCCAGACGGGGACAAGACUAGCUCCUCUACCGGCCUCAGGACUGAGCCGCAAGACCUCAGACGGAGAGAACAGGCGAACGAGGGCGCGGAAUUCGAGCCUCGACUGCUGGAUGACGUGGAGAAGCGAGAUGCUAGAGCCAGAGGAGAGUACAGGCGGCGCUUCUGUGAAGGCACAAAGGUCGAGAUUGUACAGCUCGACUUGGGCAGCUUGGACAGUGUACACGGCUGUGCUCGACGACUGAAAGCGCAACAACCCUACCUCACCCACCUCAUCCUCAAUGCAGGUGGAGGAGCCUUCGAUGGCAUCAAUUGGAUCAUGGCGACGUGGAUGAUGCUCACACAGCUGAGAGCAGCACUGACCAGACCUCGAUACAAGAUGCAACACAAUGGCGAUAUCUCAGAGGAUGGUCUGGGCUGGGUGUGGCAGAUCAACAUUGGAGGUAGCUGGGCACUGACACAAGAUCUCCUCCCUCUCAUGCGAAAGUCGCCCUACUCCGUGCCCUCGAGGGUCAUCUUCACCUCAUCUGUAGAGGCAGUGCAGGAGUACUACGACCCAGCAGACUUCCAAUGUCUGCGCACAGACGUUCCUUCGCAUUCCUACGAGUCGACAAAGUACCAGUGCGAUCUAGCUGCCAUUGCACUUGAGGAGCAGCUGGCGAAUGAGAAGGAGGCAGGAACGGAUGCGACAAAGCGAUGGACCCAGCCAGACGUCUUUGCUACGCAUCCUGGCGUAGUCGCGACGAGCAUCAUGGCGGAUUUCCUGAACAUUGUCACUGCGACGGCCAUGCUCUGGUCUUUUUACCUCGCCCGCUGGCUCGGCUCACCACACCACUGUGUCGCCCCUUACAAGGGCUCUCUAGCCCACACCUACACCGCCCUCGCUCCUCGAACCCAGUUUCUCCAACCCAAAAAAGGCUCCCCUUCCUCUUCAUCCACAGAAAAAGCAGAAAAUACGCUGAGCGCGACAAGCACAGCAACAAUUCGCUAUGCGGCACAGUGUGACAUUUGGGGAAGAGAGUACGUAGGACGUGACCGGAUGGAUGGGUGGGGUCCCGAAGGCCGUGGAUCAACUGGAGGACAAGAGGUGAAGAGACUUGCACGGGAGUGGAGGUCAAUGGCUGAAAAGGCACUGGCUGCUGUUGGUCAGAGGAAUGGUAGUGGUGCGACGGAGGAGGUCAAGGUUGCGACUGGGAGCGAAAUUGGCAAUGGCAAUGGCAACGGCAAUGGCAAUGGUGAGGCGCAGAGUAGUUCCGAGGGCGAGGAGUGGCACAAGGUAGAGCGGGCUCUAUAAUCCAGGCACGCUUUCCUGCCUUUGUCUCUUAAACUAUUCACCCAAAAGACCCUGUAUACCAGACCGGCCUUUAAUGCCUCUAAUCAUUGAUCUGAGUCGCUCUUGAAAAUGCAAUGUGCACUUUUGCCAU